GAUUUCUGGUGACUGUUCGAUUGAAAACGUACAGGGAGAUAAAUAUAGCAGACGAAAUUGUGUCCCGCUUUGUGCGAAACUCUAGAAACGGAUGGUCUUCGGAGAAAUCAUCACUUGGGCUACGCCAGAGUCGCAGUCACGCCAUACGGCGGAAGAUAUUAAUGCGAGCCUGCAAACACUGGGUGCGAUAACAGUCAGGAGACCGAUCAGCGAUGCAUCAGCCAUUUAUCGACCACAACUGCGUGGAAAACAAUCUCACGCUCCCUGACUGUUAGAACUUUAUAGCGUUGCCCUUCAGAAAGAACUGAUGACAGCGCUGUGCUAAAAGUGAAAUGUAAACAGCUGCUGCUCCAGAGUUGGGGGUAAAUGUAGAUGCAUGCAUGUGGCGUUCUGCCAUUGCCGGGGUAGGAUGACACGAGUUUUGGGGAGAGCGAGGACAGCGAGAAAGGGCCACGCGCCCAGGUGGCUAAUAUGCUUUUGGUGGGUUUGGAACAGAAAUGCUUUGGGCAGAAAGUGUAAGCAAAUAUGGCUGACACCCGGCUUUCAUGUUUCCAUCUUGCCGCAGACCACCGUUCCAGACUGUCUGGAGGGCUGUGCACCAGGAGACCCACACCAACAUCAGAUGCUCUGAUGCUGAGAACAAGCAAACUGGUCUCCAUGUGAAGCUAUCCCAUGAUGCAACAUGUGUCCCCAGCACCAGCAUUGACCAUGAUGGCUACACAGAGCGUCCCUCCACCGUCGUACCAAGAGAGCCAACAGAUGACAGGCACUACGCAGCAAAACUCAAAGGCCCAGCAUGUCCACAUAUCUGCAGCUUCGGCUGCUGGGGCCGCCCCGGUCAGCGUGACCCUUGACCCCCAAGCCCAGCUGGAGUCAGACAAGCGAGCCGUUUACAGACAUCCUCUCUUCCCUCUUCUGGCUCUGCUCUUUGAAAAGUGCGAGCAAGCCACACAGGGAUCAGAAUGCAUCACCUCGGCCAGCUUUGACGUUGACAUUGAGAACUUCGUCCACCAGCAAGAGCAGGAUCACAAGCCCUUCUUCAGUGAGGACCCUGAACUGGACAACCUGAUGGUCAAAGCAAUCCAAGUGUUGCGGAUCCACCUGCUCGAGCUGGAAAAGGUGAACGAGCUCUGUAAAGACUUCUGCAACCGUUACAUCACCUGCCUCAAGACCAAGAUGCACAGCGACAAUCUGCUACGGAACGACUUGGGCGGACCGUAUUCACCGUCACAGACCAGCCUCGGUCUGCAGCAGGAUCUCCUCCAAAACUCAUCUCCGUCCCUCACCUCCGUAUCCAGCACCGUCAACCCCUCCGGGAUCGUGGUCCCUGCCGGCUCGCUCCAACAGAACAAUGUUUCCAUGACCACUAUCAACUCUCAGGUGGUCUCAGGUGGGACGCUGUAUCAGCCAGUGGCAAUGGUUACCUCACAGGGGCAGGUGUUAACCCAGGGCUUACCGCAGGGAACCAUCCAAAUCCAAAACAAUCAGGUGAACCUGGACUUGUCUGCACUCUUGGACGGCGAUGACAAGAAAUCAAAAAACAAAAGAGGCGUUCUUCCCAAACAUGCCACAAACAUUAUGCGUUCCUGGCUGUUCCAGCAUCUCAUGCAUCCUUAUCCCACAGAGGAUGAGAAAAGGCAGAUCGCAGCACAGACAAAUCUUACCUUGUUACAGGUGAACAACUGGUUUAUCAAUGCCCGCAGGCGUAUACUGCAACCCAUGUUGGAUGCCAGUAAUCCUGACCCGGCCCCCAAAGCCAAGAAGAUGAAAUCCCAGCACAGACCCACACAGCGCUUCUGGCCUGACUCCAUUGUAGCCGGAGUCCUGCAGUCACACGGAUCCCACUCCACAAACUCAGACAGCUCGCUGGGAAUGGACGGCCUGCAGCCUCUGUCAUCGGAUUCGGCCACAUUGGCGAUGCAGCAAGCCAUGCUGGGAGGAACGGACGAUUCGAUGGACGGGUCAGAGGAUGAAGAUGAAGAAGAGGAGGAAGAGGAGGGAAUGGAUGAUGAGGAAGAGGAGGAAGAAGAUGAAGAAAGCGAUGGCAUUCGACGGAGAGAUCUGGGGCUCAACCACAACAACGGACUGGAGUAAAUGAUCGGAUACCCGAAAGCGACGUCAUUGAUCAUUUAAACACCCCCUUACUGGUUUCAAUGGACACUGGGUGCCAUGGAACGUCCAAUCAGAAUUUAAAAUGAGGGGCUUGUUAAAAAUAAAGUGGAAAUUCAUGUUAAAUAUGACAUUUUGGGAGAUUGCAACAAGAACGAACUGUACUGUAUAUCGGGCAGCCAUGCUACUCUCAUGCAUAUAAUCCAUUUAAGCCUUACUUUGUUUCAUGUUUCCUUGGUUCUCAGGUGUCCCAGCAUGGCAUAACGUCUCUAUCCUCUUUUACAUCUUAACCAUGCAAUGAAUCAAUGUUUUAGGCAUGUUAUUUUUUAUUUUUGUAGAGUAACGAAACAAUUCUUCGAAGUUUGAAAAAAGAAACACGGUCUAAAUGCCUGACAGCACAAUGUAUGUACAUUUGAUAGUGAUGCAUUUACCAAGACACUUCAUAUUUAUUUUCUAAAACUGGAAACGGCCCUCAUGGAUGCCCUCAUUCAUUGUUUGAGUGCAAAUCUGGGCCUCGUUCAAAACAAAAGCAUGCUGGAGUGCCAAGCAUCUCUUUCAAUGUACGGAGAAAAAAAACUCUACAAACGUUUACUGAAGAACAAUGCAGGAAUUAAGACAUUUCCAGGUGCGUGUCACACCCUGAAACGCCCCUAUGUGAAGGACAAUGCAAAAACUGUGAAGAUAUUUCCGAGCUUUCGAGCCGUGUCUACACAUCGAAUCACCUUGUUUCUGAUGUGAUGUUUAGAAAAGACAGAGGAUGUUUUUUGAAUGUUAUUAUUGCAGUCGGUCUUUGUGAAGUACAUGUUUCUCAUAAUCCUUUUAUCGGUUGUUUUUUAAAUGGUUCUUCCAGAGCAAGUGACAUAGGGGAGGUUUUUAAUUUGUUUGUAUACAUUGUUGUCAUAAUCUAUUGUGUUUCAGUAGACCAUUUUUGAUAAUUAAAAGAUAUGACUCUA
Misgurnus anguillicaudatus (oriental weatherfish) is the source of this 3062-nucleotide messenger RNA. NCBI's taxonomy places the organism in Eukaryota, Metazoa, Chordata, Actinopteri, Cypriniformes, Cobitidae. The record is from RefSeq and is a predicted model, not a curated record.